CGUGUGCAGAAGUCCUUCUUGUUCUGGUCCUUGUUCCCGUCUGAGUACCAGCUCCCCACUGCCCUGAGGGCCAGCGGGCCUGCGGCAGAGGGAAGGAGAAGGAGAAGAAGGAAAUUGUCCCGGAUUCUUGCAGCUUUCCAAGACAUCUGUCCCGCCCGCAGCCCAUUUCGAUGCUGCGAAAUGUCUUUCCGUAGGUUGCGGCACUACGCCAGGCAAGAGAAGAGGAAGGAAAUUAACCCCAAUCGGUGAAGGUCGAUUUGAGGGUCUGCUGUAGCAGGUGGCACCACUUGAAGCGAGGGAGGAAGUUUCCUCGGAUCAGUAGAGAUUGCAAGGGUUGUUGGGCGUGGCACACCUCCAGGGGAGGGAAAAAGGGACAGACUGCCUGUCUGGAGGAGGUCCACCUCCAGUGUCAGCUACUGUGGCCUUGAAGUGGCUGAAGACAAUCACCUUCCACAGGCCUGCACCCAGGCCCAUAGCCCUCCUCUCCCAGCCUGAGUGAAUACUCUGUUCCUUGGUCCCUGCUAUUGUCAGGGACGAUUGCAUGGGCUACGCCAGGAAAGUAGGCUGGGUGACUGCGGGACUGGUGAUUGGGGCUGGAGCCUGCUAUUGCAUCUAUAGACUGACCCGGGGAAGAAAACAGAACAAGGAGAAAAUGGCUGAGGGUGGGUCUGGGGAUGUGGAUGAUGUUGGGGACUGCCCUGGGGCCCGGUACAAUGACUGGUCUGAUGAUGAUGAUGACAACAGUGAGAACAAGGGCAUAGUGUGGUACCCACCUUGGGCCCGGAUUGGGACUGAGGCUGGAACCAGAGCAAGGGCCAGAGCAAGGGCCAGGGCGACCCGGGCUCGCCGGGCUGUUCAGAAACGGGCUUCCCCCAAUUCAGAUGAUACUAUUUUGUCCCCGCAAGAGCUGCAGAAAGUUCUUUGCUUGGUUGAGAUGUCUGAAAAGCCUUAUAUUCUUGAAGCAGCUUUAAUUGCUCUGGGUAACAACGCUGCUUAUGCAUUUAACAGAGAUAUUAUUCGUGAUCUGGGUGGCCUCCCAAUUGUAGCAAAGAUUCUCAAUACUCGGGAUCCUAUAGUUAAGGAAAAGGCUUUAAUUGUGCUGAAUAACUUGAGUGUGAAUGCUGAAAAUCAGCGCAGGCUUAAGAUAUACAUGAAUCAAGUGUGUGAUGACACAAUCACUUCUCGCUUGAACUCAUCGGUGCAGCUGGCUGGACUAAGAUUGCUUACAAAUAUGACUGUUACUAAUGAAUAUCAGCACAUGCUUGCUAAUUCCAUUUCAGACUUUUUUCGCCUAUUUUCAGCGGGAAACGAAGAAACCAAAUUUCAGGUUUUGAAACUCCUUUUGAAUUUGGCUGAAAAUCCAGCCAUGGCUAGAGAACUGCUCAGGGCCCAAGUGCCCUCUUCGCUUGGUUCCCUCUUUAAUAAGAAGGAGAACAAAGAGGUUAUUCUUAAACUUCUGGUCAUAUUUGAGAACAUAAAUGACAAUUUUAAAUGGGAAGAAAAUGAACCUACUCAGAAUCAAUUCAGCGAAGGUUCACUGUUUUUCUUUUUAAAAGAAUUUCAAGUGUGUGCUGACAAGAUUCUGGGGAUAGAAAGUCACCAUGAUUUUUUGGUGAAAGUAAAGGUUGGGAAAUUCAUGGCCAAACUGGCCGAGCGUAUGUUCCCAAAGAGCCAGGAAUAACUUCUUGAUUUUGUAGUUUAGAAGCAACACACAUUGUAAAACUAUUCCUUUUUCUCCACCUUGUUUAUAUGGUAAAGGAACCCUUUCAGCUGCCAAUUUUGAGUGAUGAAUAUCAUUGUAUCAUCAACGCUGAUGUUUAUCUGAGUCGGUUUUCAGGUCUAAGCUGGAUGAAUGGAUAUCACUACCUGUUCUGAAAACAUGUUUGUUGCUUUUUAUCUCGCUGCCUAGAUUGAAAUAUUUUUACUAUUUCUUUUGCGUGACAGUGAACCGGUUGGUCAUAAGUAAGCUCCCUCCUGUCAUUUGCAUUAACUUUGUGUAUCAUCAAUAAAGUUGUGUGUUAAUGCUGAAAAAAAAAAAAAAGAAAAAAGAAAGAGACCAUCCUUGUCCUUUGGUUUUAUAAUCUAGUUGGAGAGAUAAGAAAUAUACAAACAAAAAGAUAACAGGAUAUCUGGAGCAUAUCCUCAUUGUCAAAAGUGUGCUCUCAGAGCAUAGAGGAAGCAAAAGCUUCUGGGGGAUAUGAUAGUCAGCUACAGAUUCCUAGAAGAAGCGGACCGUCUAAAAUGAUUCCUGAAUGGGGUAGGUCCUUAGGCUUUCCAAGAGCGGGAGUGAGGGGGCACUAGGCUGAGAAAGGCAUGGAGGUAGGAACCCUUUUCCUAUGACAGUGAGGAGACUAGUCUACUUAGGGUGGAGAGUGUGGGGAAUGGAAGUAAAUAAAUUUGGAAAGCUGAGCGAAGCCACGUCGUGGAGAACUGUUUGAAUAGUAUCCCACUGAACACCAAGAGCCAUUAAAUAUUUUUGACUAGAAAGAAUAAUUGGAAUUCAUAUAGAGGCCUCUCUCACCAGCUGUGCAGUGUCUAUGAGGGUGUGGAAAAAUGGAUCCUACCAAACCCUGGUGGUAGGAAGGAGUUUACAUUGAGUUUGUACGGGUAUGUGGAGGGCCACUUGGUAAUACAUAUAAGCCUUAAAGUAUGUAAACCCUUUGUCCUAAGGAAAUAAUUGAAUAAUUGGCUAAAGACUGUAUGUACAAGGCUAUUCAUCCCAGUACUGUCCAAAACAGUAAGAAUCAGAAGCAACUCUAAGUGUCUAGCACACCGGAUUGGUUCAAUAAAUUGAGGAACGUUCACACGGUAUAUAUGUUAGCUAUGUGGAUUCAAAUCCAUAUUGCCAGGAAAAGAUAUUCAUUCUGCAUUGUUAUAUGAGAAAAGUAGGUUAGAUAGCAGUGUUCGUAGAAUGGUUCCAUUUCUUUUUUGAAUUAGUAAAACAUAUUUUAAGGUAGACACUACUAUGGAAUUAUAGUUAUCUAAACAGUAACUGGUAUAUUUGAGUGGAAGGAUAAUGAGUGAUCUUUACCUUUUUACUUUUUAUUCAUCCACAUGUUCUUAUUUAUAUAAAAUGGAUAUUGGUUUUUUGGAAAUUUUUGAAAAAGGAAGUGUUGGGAAUGAAGCAGGUGGGUGGAGCAUGUACCGAGUAGAAAACAAUUUAGAUUACAAAUGAGAUGGGUUAAAGUUGCCUCUCUGAAAUGCUAGAUGAGUGAUGAAGAUGGGGUUUGUCAUGAAGGUUAAAUUAAAUAAUACAUGCAAAAUACUUAGAAUGUUCUGGCCACAGAGCAGUUAGCUAGGAAAAAUGAGCACCCUUAAUUCCCUAGAAUGCAGGGUUGAUAGUUUUUUGUUUGUUUGUUUUUGUUUUUUUGGUUGACUUUUAUUUUGCUGGGGGCAUUCUGCCAUGUGUCAGUGUCAUUUAAUAAAUAAUAGCAACAAUAAAGGUUAGCAUUUAUUAAG
Neomonachus schauinslandi (Hawaiian monk seal) is the source of this 3459-nucleotide messenger RNA. It is a transcript of the gene ARMCX3, whose product is annotated as armadillo repeat containing X-linked 3. Gene Ontology annotation, molecular function: protein binding. The record is from RefSeq and is a predicted model, not a curated record. The coding region runs from base 542 to 1681 and encodes 379 amino acids. The transcript is spliced from 6 exons. Gene Ontology annotation, cellular component: mitochondrion. NCBI's taxonomy places the organism in Eukaryota, Metazoa, Chordata, Mammalia, Carnivora, Phocidae.